AAGCCCGCGACGCGACGCGACCAGUUCGCUACAGCAGGCCCAAGGAGCUCCCAUUCCUUCCCGCCCCCGGUCGCGCGCCGCCACCUCUGCGCGCGCCUCCCCGCCGGCCAUGCUGACCGGGCGGGAGAGCCUGGUCCGCCUCAUCGGCCGGCGCCGCCGCUCCCCUCUCCCGGCCUCGCUUGCCGCCGUCCUAUCCCCGUCCUCCCCGUUCCCUGCUGCCUCCACCGCUCAGGCCGACGACGGGGGCGGCUCGGGCGAGGCGGCGGGGGCCGAGGCUGGUCCGUCCUCUGGAGGAAGCGGCGGCGUGGGUGUGGGCGCGGAGUGGGUCUCCUGCCCCGUAUGCGGCGAGUCCAUCCGUGGGUCGGACUACUGCGUCAACACCCACCUCGAUAUAUGCCUUACUAGAGGAACAAAACGAAAAUUAACACAAAGCACCCUUCUUAAUUUUAGAUUCAGUAGAAAGGUUUCCGCUGAGCCUGCUUCAAAUAAUUUGAAAAACGAGAUUAAAACAGAAAGUGAGAAACAGAUUGAUGAGGAUUUAUCUAGAGACCAAACAUUCUUUUCGCUGGAUAUUGACAUUGAGGGUUCAAAGGCUGGUGCUUCUAUUUCAUCACCUGGUUGUCUGAAUGGCUCACUUGGCAUUUCUAAGAUGAUUAGUACCUAUGUACCUUCAAAUACUCUCUUGCCAAAUGUUAAGGAUGCUGUAAGUAAUGUUCCAGUGGAACACUGCUCUUCUAGCAUGUUUCCAACAGUGGCAACCUCUCGCAGUAUUGAUGCAUGUGCAGACUUGAAUUCUAGCACCAUUAUAGCAGUUGACACUGUCAUAGUUGGCCGGAGGUUCCAUGAGGACAUUGAAUUGAGAGAAGAUGCAGGCAUUACUUUUCAGAGAGAUCCUCAGAAUGCUAAGGACUCUGAUGCUAUAAAGGUGCUUUAUGCAGCAUCUGAAUGCGAGGAGAUGCUUGGAUAUUUGCCUCGAGAGCUUGCUAAAGUUUUGGCUCCUCUAAUGGACAGACAGUAUGUUGAAUGCGAGGGAUAUGUGGUUGGUUUGCCUGAACAACAGCUUGGCAAUGUUCCCAUCCAGAUUACUGUCCAGAAAUAUCAGAGAAAUGAUGAUCCGAAGUAUUUGCAAUCCUUAUGGGAAAAGUUCAUCAGCACCAUUAAAAGUGGAAAUUUUCAGCGACCUACAAGUGCAAGAUACCAGAAAAAUUUUAAUUUGAUGAUAUCAGAUGUUAUUGCCAACCAUACACAUGUUUUUAGUGAUAUAGAAAAAUCAUUUUUAGCUUCUUUUAAGUCGUUGUCAGAUGAUGGGCAAUGCCUUUUUGUAAGGAUUUACACUCGAAAAGGGCCAUGGUUCCGAAAGAGCACCAUCUUGUAUCGUGAGAUAUUAGAUCUGGAGCAUGCAGCAAUGGAGCUGAAGUUGGCAGGUUAUAUCGACAUGCUUUCUUGCACAGUUGAUCCAUCUGAAUAUGAUAUGAAGGAGAUUCUUGAUGUUUUAAGUGUUCCUGAAAUGAAAGAAAUUCUAAAGGAGCUUCAGAAGUCGAUAUAUUGUUUGUCUGAGGUUCAGCCGCUGCCCAAGCAUUGGCCCCUUGAAAGGAUAACACAACCUGCACACGUCGACACGAGCUUGUGUGCACCCUUCUGUCUUUAUAUCAUAAUGGUACCUGGAACCUGUAUAAGAAUUUCUAAGAUGGCAGAUGAACUUCUGUGGCGUAUCCAGAGGCUCUUUUUUCUAAAUGGCGAUCAAGAUCUUUCUUCCUUUCUAUUAGUGGAAUUUGGUGUCGUGAAGUUCCCAGACUAUGCUUGCAGCAUCUCCCACCGCCUUUUUCAAGAAAGAAGUGAUCUGCUUGAGUAUGAAGAGGCUAUCCGAGUUGCACAAGUGAUGGAUGAAUCCCUUGAUAAUAAUAACAUGGACUUGGUGACAAGAUGCAUUGAUUUAUCUGAGAAUCGAUUAUGCGCUAUGUCAAAACAAGAAAAUGCAACUUCACCUGAACAUUCCCCAUCGUUCUUUUCAUGCUUUUCAUCUUCCUGGGUCUAUUCGAAAAUACUCACGUUAGGUGUCUCUGUUUAUGAACGAGACCGCAGGUAUGAAGAUGCAAUCAGGAUUCUAAAGAUACUACUCAGUAAAAUUGCUUGUGAUAGACGGCGAGGGUAUUGGACACUGAGGCUAUCUGUUGAUUUGGAGCAUAUGGGUCGUCCAAAUGAGAGCCUUUCCAUAGCUGAAGGAGGAGUAAUUGAUCCAUGGGUUCGUGCUGGUUCAAAGUUCGCGCUGCAAAGGAGAGUGCUGCGUUUAAGCAAACCUCCACGACGCUGGAAAAUUCCCAGUUAUGCCGAUUAUGUCAAAAGAAAUAUAAAAGAGGUGAAUAUUGAAGGAAGGCCAUUAAAUUGUGAGACAGGAGCAAAGAAUUUAUUUUAUGGUUAUGACGGGGAACUUUGUGGGGUUGAGCAGUUGGCUUUACAAUAUUAUGCUGAUGAAGGUGGCGGUUGGCAAGGUACCCAUUCAGAAGGUGGCAUUUGGAUGACUAUCUUUGGCCUUCUGAUGUGGGGUGUAAUGUUUUCAGACAUACAAGAUGUUUUCCAGUCUAAAUUCCAGAUGGCUCCCCUUGAUCUGGAAACAGAUGAUUUCUACAAAUCAAGAAAGGACCUUGCAGAAUCCCAGCUUAAGAAGAUACAAGAUGGGAUGGCUGAAGAGAUGCUUAUCAGCUCCUGGGAGCUGCAUCAGGGGACAUCCUGCCACGGCGUUAAUUGGGACCGUCAUUCCUUAACUGAUUUACGGGCUGUUGUUGCAUGCAUUGGCGGCCAUCGCUUGGCAUUGCUCCUCCGCCAUCUAGCCAUUGAUUACAGAAGCUGGUCUAGCGGAAUGCCCGAUCUACUGCUAUGGCGUUUCCUUGAUGAAAGAGGUGGAGGUGAAGCUAAACUUGUGGAGGUCAAAGGACCAAGGGACCAGCUGUCAGAGCAACAGCGCGCCUGGAUUCUUGUUCUUAUGGAUUUUGGAUUUGAUGUGGAAGUGUGCAAAGUAAGCCCAGUUGCCAAGCGGAGAUAGCUCCCUUUCAAAGUUGCACUUAGUGUAACAAUUUCAUAUUAUUGAUGAUUUAUGCAUAAGCCUUUGAUUAAUUAGAAGAGCAAAUCUGUAACAUGUAAACAGGGACAUGGAUGUGAUGUUGUACAGAAGUAAAACCAUUCUCGCCACUUAUUUGGGUAGGGUCGUUCUAACAAAGCUCUAGUUGGAAAGAUUGGAACUA
Panicum hallii is the source of this 3239-nucleotide messenger RNA. Its product is annotated as fanconi-associated nuclease 1 homolog. Bases 110 to 3040 code for a protein of 976 amino acids. The record is from RefSeq and is a predicted model, not a curated record. Gene Ontology annotation, cellular component: nucleus. The transcript is spliced from 16 exons. Lineage: Eukaryota; Viridiplantae; Streptophyta; Magnoliopsida; Poales; Poaceae. Gene Ontology annotation, molecular function: flap-structured DNA binding; 5'-flap endonuclease activity; hydrolase activity, acting on acid anhydrides, in phosphorus-containing anhydrides. Gene Ontology annotation, biological process: interstrand cross-link repair.